This is a messenger RNA of Brenthis ino (lesser marbled fritillary), 828 nucleotides long. The record is from the annotation of a GenBank genome assembly. NCBI's taxonomy places the organism in Eukaryota, Metazoa, Arthropoda, Insecta, Lepidoptera, Nymphalidae.
AUGCAAGUGAUUGCUGCUUUACUCAUCGCGAGCGUUCUUGCCGGCGUGCGGGCCGUCAUCCGCACACCUCUGGAAGCCUUCCGACCAUCGGGGGAAAUUCACAUCCGAAGACCUGACAAAUUACCACUUCUCCCGCACAAACGGACCGCGCAACCGAAAAGUGGACUCAAGAUUCUCUAUCAAACUGGAGUAUCGGAAGAAGAUCUUCCCGAUUGCAGAGCACGGCAGGUGUGCAGCAAAGUGGAUCUUUACGAUUCAACGCAACCCUGGAUUGAGAGGAAGUGUCGGUGUUUAGGGCAUAGACCAUGUUCUAGUGAGUUAUCUGAUGACGACAACCAUACACUAGCGGACAAAACCACGCUCUACAAAACCUGUGAGCCAGUGAAGAGAUUACCAAAGUGCCGGUAUUUCAAAGAUGCUGCAUGGAUCAUCUAUUCGUUCCCGGACAGUAACGCCACACAGCAAAUUGUCAACUGCCACUGUCCGAAACAAUCCGUUACGUAUCUCUUGAAGAAGCUACCGUAUACGACACCUAGCGGAGAACAGGGGAACCAGUACCAGUUCGCGUGCUCGCCGCAGAGUAGAUUGCGGUGUUCGAGAAAGGAGCCAUGCAAGCUUUUUAGUGCGAGACGUCGUCAUGAGCAAAUCGACGAAGUAAAUGCUAACACAAUAUGCCAGUGUCCGAGGGACCACACUUGCCCCAAACACCACACAGAGCCUGGCGUGCUUCCCGGCGUGACGUACAUUGCUGAAGACAUUCGCACGUAUCAUGGCUACUGUAUGCCCGAUCCUCCUCUCGAUUCAUACCGAUUUGUUGGUGACAAAGAC